AUGGCGAAGCAGGCUGUGUUUGGCGCCUUCGCCGCGGUCCUGUUGGUGGCCGCGGUGAUCGGCGUGAUCGCGACGGUGGUGAACAGCAACCACAAGUCAUCGUCGGAGGAGACAUCGCCGUCCACGUCCAUAAAAGCACUCUGCGCCAAGACUGACUACAGCGACGUAUGCAUACGCACAGUCGGCACCGUCAACUCCUCUGCCUCCGAUCCCAAGGCGUUCAUCCAGGCCGCCUUCCAGGCAGCCAUAGACGAGGUCAACGGCGCCUUCCACCUCGCCAACAAUGUCAGCGCCGGGGCCACCGACGAGUUCAACAAGAACGCCUUCGCCGACUGCAAGUCGCUUCUGGAGUACGCCACCGAGGAGCUGCAGGCCGCGAUGACAGAGUCGCACGACGUCGAUGGCUUAGCGCGGCGCACAGACGACAUCAAGUCCUGGCUCUCCGCCGUCAUCACCUACCAGGAGACCUGCAUCGACGGCAUCACCCAGCCGGAACUGCAGGACUCGAUGCGGAAGGGCUUGACCACGGCGCAGCAAGUCACCAGCAACGCCAUCGCCUUCGUCGACGCCCUCAGCUCGCUCUUCAAGUCCUUCGACUUGAACAGCUUCAAUAUCACGACCUCAGGACGGCGACUUCUGUCGGACCACUACAAGUACCCGACGUGGUUCUCAGGGCACGACAGGAAGCUUUUGGCCGCGCAAUCGAGGGGGCAAUUGAAGCCCAACGUGGUGGUGGCGCAGGACGGGAGCGGCAACUUCAAGACCAUUAACGCUGCCCUCAACGCCAUGCCGAAGAGGUACGCCGGGAGGUACGUGAUCUACGUGAAGACCGGCGUCUACAAGGAGUACGUGAUGGUGACCAAGGACAUGAACCAAGUCUUAAUGUACGGAGAUGGGCCAAGAAAGACGAUCGUGACAGGGAGCAAGAACUUCGUCGACGGCGUCGGCACUAUCAACACGGCCACAUUUGCUGUGGUGGGACAGGGCUUUAUCGCCAAGUCGAUGGGAUUCAGCAACACCGCCGGCGCCAUUAAGCACCAAGCGGUGGCGCUCCGCGUGCAGUCCGACAUGGCGGCCUUCUUCAACUGCCGAAUGGACGGGUACCAGGACACGCUCUACGUGCACGCCCACCGCCAGUUCUACCGCAACUGCGUCAUCUCCGGCACCGUCGAUUUCAUCUUCGGCGACUCCGCCGCCGUCUUCCAGAACUGCCUCAUGGUCGUGCGCCGCCCCAUGGACAACCAGCAGAACAUCGUGACGGCGCACGGGCGCACGGAAGCCAGGGAAGCCACCGGCCUCGUCAUCCAGGAUUGCCGCAUCGUCCCCGACCAGAAGCUCUUCCCCGACCGGUUGAAGAUCCCCAGCUACCUCGGCCGCCCAUGGAAGGCCUACGCGCUCACCGUCGUGAUAGAGUCCACCAUCGGCGACCUGAUACGCCCCGAAGGGUGGAUGCCAUGGGACGGGAAUCUAUACCUUGACACCCUGUACUACGCCGAGUACGGCAACCGCGGUCCCGGCGCCGGAACCAGUGGCCGUGUCAAGUGGAAAGGAUACCGCGUCAUCAACAAGCAAACCGCCCAACAAUUCACGGUGAACAACUUCAUCCAGGGCAACCAGUGGAUCCCUUACACCGGCAUUACCUUCCUCAGCGGCCUUAAGUUCUAAGUAAAUUCCAAUGUUGAAUUUCUAGAGAAGCGAAUUGGAGA
Messenger RNA from Zingiber officinale, 1706 nucleotides. RefSeq names its product pectinesterase-like. Gene Ontology annotation, molecular function: pectinesterase inhibitor activity; pectinesterase activity. The record is from RefSeq and is a predicted model, not a curated record. Gene Ontology annotation, biological process: cell wall modification. The transcript has 2 exons. Lineage: Eukaryota; Viridiplantae; Streptophyta; Magnoliopsida; Zingiberales; Zingiberaceae. Bases 1 to 1665 code for a protein of 554 amino acids.